This is a messenger RNA of Ceutorhynchus assimilis (cabbage seed weevil), 1186 nucleotides long. The record is from the annotation of a GenBank genome assembly. Lineage: Eukaryota; Metazoa; Arthropoda; Insecta; Coleoptera; Curculionidae.
AAGUCCCCUGGCUGUCAAAAAAGUAAUAUGUGGAGCGUAAUUAAAAAACGUAAUGAUCUAGAAUAUGAUGUUGUGCCCAACAGUUGGUUAUGCUUGGAAAAAAAUGUUACUUUCCAUCCCACAUUAACAACUUGGCACAGUUGAAAAGAAUGGUCCGAAAAUGUGCACCAGUUGAAUCUUCCUGGGAAGUUAUGGAAAUAGAGAUAAAAAAACGCGACUAUGAAUCAUACGAACGUGCAAUGGGUGAUGCGAUACGCUUCUCAAAAAGUAAAAAAUCCAUUUCUUCCUCUGAGAAUGAAGCCAUAGGAAAAAGAAAUCCCAAGAAACUAAUUUACUCUGAUGAGGAUGUUACUGACGAUGAUGAUAUAAGUGAAAUUGUUGACAAGCUAGCUACAGAAUCUGAAGACAGUGACAUGGCCAACACAACUCCAAAGGUUCCUAUUCCACCAGCACCUAGUUUACCAUCAAAAAAAGACAAUUCAGUACAAAAAACGGACAAACCACCACUAUCAAAAACACAUAUUAUUGACAAUUUUGUGCCGCCAAGGAUCGGUGUGCACUUGCCAAAGGAAAGAAUCAUCAUUGUGCUUGUGACCAGCCUAUCACAAUGCAGUCUUUGGCUCACAGUUUAUGUGCUAUUUCACGUCAAGUAGAACGAUUGACAUCCCAAAAUAAAAAUGCAAAUCUAGAGACAUUGAGCCAAAUAUCAGAGUUAAAAUCACUGAAUGGAGAGAAAAAUGAUCAUAAACUGCCUGUUCUACAGGAUUCUGACGAGGAAGCAGAGACAAACAAACUUCUGGAAAAUAUGCCUUUAAAAGAAAUCCAAGCUCUCAAAGAUUUUGAUUUAAAAAUGAAAUCACAUAAAAAUUAUUAUCAUGCCAUGAUAUCUGCUCUCCAAGUCCGGGCAAAUACCAAAUCGUCAGUUAAAACCGCUAGGAGCAUUAUUGGUCUGUUAAUCCACCCCCAACUUUGCUCCAAACUAUCCUGGAAGGGCGUACAAAGAAAGGAUCACACUGAUAAGAAAACAUCGUUCAAAGACUUACAAACUUGCCAUUUGAUUUUUCGUGUCACAAGAAAUCUUUUCCCAAAUUUGAAGUCCGAUGACGUGGCAAAAAUUGAAACUACCCUUUCAAACUGGCUGGCCCAAACUGGCUGUGCUGCCAAAUCCAAGGACUUGGAGACAUAG